This is a messenger RNA of Protomyces lactucae-debilis, 603 nucleotides long. RefSeq names its product P-loop containing nucleoside triphosphate hydrolase protein. Gene Ontology annotation, cellular component: cytosol. Lineage: Eukaryota; Fungi; Ascomycota; Taphrinomycetes; Taphrinales; Protomycetaceae. The transcript has a single exon. The record is from RefSeq and is a predicted model, not a curated record. Gene Ontology annotation, biological process: purine nucleotide metabolic process. Gene Ontology annotation, molecular function: GMP kinase activity. The coding region runs from base 1 to 603 and encodes 200 amino acids.
AUGUCUUCUCAGAGCAAUCCUUCAGAACUUCGUCCAAUCGUUCUUUCUGGUCCUUCCGGCACAGGCAAAUCCACUCUGCUUAAACGGCUCUUUGCCGCACACCCUUCUCGGUUCGGCUUUUCAGUCUCUCACACGACCCGCCAGCCACGCGCUGGUGAACAAAAUGGCAAGGACUACCAUUUCGUUGAUCGUGCAUCAUUCAAGGCUGGUGCUGAUCGCGGUGAUUUUAUCGAAUGGGCAGAGUUUUCUGGUAAUUUGUAUGGAACUUCUAUCGCUGCCGUCCAGGCAGUCGCACAGACCGGUGAGGGGGAUGCGAAACGGACGUGUAUCUUGGAUAUCGAUUUGCAAGGUGCGCGGCUUGUCAAAAAGACGCAAUUGAAUGCGCGGUUCUUGUUUGUUGCACCGCCGUCGAUGGAGGAAUUGGAGAAGCGGUUGCGUGGGCGCAAAACAGACUCGGAUGAGGCGAUUGCGAAACGUCUCGAUGUGGCCAAGGUGGAGAUGGAGAGUGUCAAGGAACAGGGUUUCUACGACUUGGUGAUUGUCAAUGAUGAUGUCGAGCGGGCGUAUACAGAGUUUGAAGCAUUUUGUCUACGAGAUGCAUAA